Chilo suppressalis (striped riceborer) is the source of this 4700-nucleotide messenger RNA. NCBI's taxonomy places the organism in Eukaryota, Metazoa, Arthropoda, Insecta, Lepidoptera, Crambidae. The record is from the annotation of a GenBank genome assembly.
AAUUUGACAGUUGUCUUGACUUUGUGAGCUAACUUUUUUUCGAACGCAUUGAAAACUUCACAGAAAUUUUCUAGUUUUCUCAUAAAAGUAAAGUUUGCAAUAUGUCGCUUAAUGCGAAACUUUUAUUACCAUUUGCACUUGGAGUCUCUCUGGUGUCAGUAACAGCUCUUGUUGUGUAUUAUGUCUUUAAAAAAGAUGAAGAGGAAAAUGAUCAAAAAGUUAACAAGUCAGUUAAAACUGCAAGAGUUAAUGUUAUUGAGAUCAACAUCCCCAAGAGCAUAGUUCCAGCUUUAAUUGGCCGCAGUGGAUCCAAUAUCAAAGAGAUAGAGCGUAAAACGGGAGCUCUGAUACAUUUCAAGAAGUUCAGUGAUCAGGACUACGAUGUUUGUAUCGUUCGCGGCCGAAGCGAGGCCAGUCAGUUGGCAGAGACCCUCAUUCGUGACUUCAUGAAGCAGCAACCUAUUAUAGUAGAAGACAACAUGGAAGUUCCUGGAUGGGCUUGUGGAAGGAUUAUUGGCUCUGGUGGUGAGACAAUCAUCGACAUAAGCCAUCGCAGCGGCGCGCGCGUGAAGAUCGAGGGCCCCGCCAUAGCGGACCGCGCCGCCCAACGACAGGUCACUUUCCGCGGCACCAAGGAACAGAUUGCCGUUGCUAAGGGUCUCAUCGAAAACUGCGUGGCCCAAGAGAAGUGUCGGCGAGAGAUUGAGCAGUCGAAGCGAAGCCCCCGGCACGCCCAGCCGACCGCCACCGACGCGCCGGAGUCCGACGAAGCCCUAGGUGACCACCAAGCGCACAAGCAUGUCAAGUAUAAGCGGCCUGAGACGAGCGGUGCGUCCAUAGAAGUGUACGUGUCAGCGGUUUCUUCUCCGUCGCGGUUCUGGGUUCAAUUCGUGGGGCCACAGGUAGCACAGCUGGACGAAUUGGUGGCUCACAUGACCCAGUAUUACUCUGAGAGAGAAACCCGGGCCGCACAUCAGCUGAAGCAAGUGAGCGUGGGUCAGGUGGUAGCGGCUGUAUUCAGACACGACGGCCGCUGGUACCGCGCCAGGGUUCACGACAUACUGCCCAACGAGUAUGACGCUACCAAGCAGGUUGCCGACGUAUUCUACGUGGAUUACGGUGACAGCGAGUACGUGGCUGUGGAGGAGUUGUGCGAACUACGCGCAGACUUGUUGCGACUUCGAUUCCAGGCCAUGGAAUGUUUCCUGGCAGGCGUGAAGCCGGCAGGGAAGGAAGAAGAAGUGGUCGGAGUCACAGCUAACGGCCAACACUGGGACCGCUGGAAUCCGCAUGCUAUAGAACGAUUCGAGGAGCUAACGCAGGUAGCUAGGUGGAAACCUCUAGUGUCAAGAACGUGUACAUACAAGAAGACUUCCUCGGUCGAAGGAGAGAAAGAGAAGGAGAUACCUGGCAUUAAGUUGUACGAUGUCACUGACGAGGGUGAGGUGGACAUAGGCGGCAUGUUGAUAGCGGAGGGGUGGGCGGUGGAGGGGGAGUGUUGCCGCGCCCCGCCCGCCCCCCGCCCGCCCUACGGGGACCUGGGACACUCCAGGGUCUUGAAUAUGAUGAGUGGGCCAGGUGAACGAGCCUCUUCCCUGCCCAAGGAUAUGAAAGACAACACUGAAAAGGACCGACAGCCAACGAGCGAAGCCACAGAGAACGAACUACUUGCAACAUUGGAAACUCACGCAACCGGUCUCGAAAAAUCCAGUCCGAAAACGAUAUCGAAUUUCGACCUAUCGUAUCCCGACUUCAAGGCGAAGCAUGUCAACGGCAACCAAGAGGACUUCCUACAAUCGGAGAGAGAUACAACAGAAAAUACCGGAUCUACCGACACACUCGUUCCCAGUACACCCAUCCAUCAAAAAACACCACGAGAUGAGUUCAAAGCCAACAUAAACAGAAUAGAUUCGCACCAUAACAACUUAGAGGCACUCGGCAGAUCGCAAAACGAAUUACAUAAGUAAUUGCGAACGAUUUAAGUGUCUUCAAGAUUGAUUCCGUUGUGUAAUCGUUACAAGAUAGACAAUCUGUCACAGUCUGGUUGAUGAAAAUCGGUGAAAACAUCGUUCGAUAUUUUUGUAGAGAAAAAGAAAUGAAACAAAAAAUAAGUUUCUCCGAACACCGUCGUGUCUAACGCGGUUAUAACACAAAAUAGAUAGUACAGAAGAUAAUCUACAUACAAAGUGCGCUCGGGCAAAGCACACAUUGACAUCGCUCACGGCGACGAUACCACUUGGGACUAGUGCCGCGAGUUCCAUUAGCUUGAGACACGCGUCUGAACUUAUUUUUACAAAAAUGGAUUAACAAAAGUAGUUAUUGUAAUUCUUCAGUAGACGGUCAUUUAAAUUCAUCAUAAAACGGUUAAUUGCCUUUUUUAUAUGAACGUAUGUACGUUAUUAUCGUUGAAUUGUAAAUACAUUAAUUAAUAUUGUUUAAUAUUUCCAUUAUUUCUGUUUCAUUCUCAACAAUAAAUCAAACUAGUAGCCACAACUUCCACAUUUUUGGUGGACAAGCCAUAGUUGAUCAUUCUGGCGCGGUCGCCGAGCGUAGGAAUUAAAAUGAAGUACAUACAUGAGAUUACCUUCUGUGCUAUCUAUUUUGUGGUUAUAUUGUAAUCGGUUUAAAGGAAAUUAUUUUUAACUUGUGUAACAGUUUGAUCAUUUGUUGUAUUAUGAUUAGUGGCCAAACGAAAUCUUAUACUAUUACUGAACGGCUGGCGCGUCAGUGACCUCUUUUGUUGUAAAUUUUUAAAACACCAAAAACUUACGUAUCGUUCCAUCCUAAAUAAUGAAACUUCUGUUCAUUGAUGUAUCCAGUUCUUGUUCUAGUAUGAUAAAAUCAGUAGUUACAUUAUAAAUAGAAGCGAAACGCAUUCUUUACCUUUAGAAUUAUUUACCUUUUUUUUCGAUAACGCGAAAUUUCUUUGACUCCAAUGUUGUAUGUUUGACAUUCAAAGAGGUCAAUAAAACCUAAAUUUAUUACUAAAUGAUUAUUAUAUAUUGUAAAUAGGAGCACACUUAAUAACGUAUUCACCAUGCAAACGUCUUAUAAAACCCGAUAUAUAAGUAAGCCCGAUAAGUUCUCCACAUCCAAUCUGCAAUAAGCUUUUUGCGGAUUCCUCAGCUUUAAUCUUAGUUAAGUAAAAAGUAACUGUUUUGUCUAUGAUCUGACCAUUGGUGAAAGAAGACCUCAACUCAACUUUUUUUUGUAUUCACUAUGUUUUAUAAUUAAUUUCUUUAUUGACUCUGCACUAGUCUAUUAUGAAAGAUAUUUGUAUUAGGUUGUGUAUGAUGUAUCCAUAUUUAUUUUGGUGUAAGCAUUAUAACAUCUUAGUAUUGGUGGUUGUGGUAAUUUGUACUGUCCUAAUAAUGUGUACAACUCUUGUCGUUAAAGAUAGGAAUCGCUCACAAGACACGCUGUCUCUCUCGGACGUUACUUAGGAUAGCAUGUGCGAAAGGGAUAGACAGAACGUCUUGCGUAGUCAUUGAAUCGCAAAUUUCUCUAAUGACACUUGUCAGAAUAUAUUUUCAGUUUCCUUUUAAAAUUAAUUCAUUCUUUUACUUCUAUAGAUUUAGAAUUACAAGCAAUUAAAUGCUUAACAUAAAUAUAAAAAACAGUAUAAUUAUUUACAAUGAAAAUUGUUAAACACGGUUUUUAUCACAAUUGUUUGUUGAAAAUACAUUGUUACGGUUUUUUACAUGAAAAAUUCUGUUUAAGACACUGCAAAUUAGUACAACCACGUUUUAGUCUGUGAUUGGUGUGAUUAACAUCACCGCUUCUAGAAUAGCUGUACGGAACUAACAAAUUUGACAUUUAUUACAGUGUACUAAAGGACAUUAUUGAAAACUUGCAUUAUAUACAGUGAUACAGGUAAAAAAAGCUUUUAAAGUGCUGUCGACAAAACAUAAUACUAUUGACUCAUAUCCUUAUUCACUUGAAUAUAAUGUUGGGCUAUUACCAUUGAUCCCACCAACAUGCUUCUCUGGUAGGUCCAUGGGUAAUUUGUUUAUACCCGUUGUCCCACCCUUCUAAACAGUGUUCGACAAUGGGUCUACGGGUAAUUAAUUUUUACCAUGGUCCCACCGCACUAAAGACAGCCAUCAAAUAUACAGUUCGUCCACUCGGACCCGUGGACCCACCAGGGGGACAUGUUGGUGGGACCAGGAGUAAUAGCCAAUAUUAUUUCUAUAAAUGAUUAUAUUUUUUAUAAUAAAAAGGUAACAAACAAGAAUAUGACCAGUCUGGUCGCAAGUGGCCCAAAAGUAACAAAUGUUCUUACUUACAUUUAAUAAAACAGAGAAAACUUGUAGUUUUUAAACAGAAUAUAUUCAACGAAAUCUAUAAACAUUAUAUAAGAGAAUGGUGCUAAAAUCAUUGAAACCGAAAUGCAAUUACUUAAUUUAUAAUGAAGUUUUAAUGCAACAAACCGGAUAUUAGGGUAGUCUAUGAUUUAUAAAUGUUAGUACUUAAUGUAGAAUAAGACCUUUUUAAUUUCAUCAGUAUGAAAUUUAAAAUAAUAAGUAGGUACACAACAAAUUGCUUUAAAGCUGUAGCUUUUUAAAAUGAGGCACAUUAUUCUGAAAUUUCGAAUCCUAUCGUUUAUAAUUAUAUAGUGUUAUUAACCUCCUUAUAAACAAACGAAGAAUAAGCUCGGAUUAGUUACUCCAUGUUUUGUCUCUGUUUAUUGAAUUACAACU